Molecule: messenger RNA, 276 nt
Organism: Phoenix dactylifera (date palm)
Lineage: Eukaryota; Viridiplantae; Streptophyta; Magnoliopsida; Arecales; Arecaceae
Product: mini zinc finger protein 1
Biological process (GO): regulation of DNA-templated transcription; regulation of developmental process
Cellular component (GO): nucleus
Molecular function (GO): transcription cis-regulatory region binding; DNA-binding transcription factor activity
Source: RefSeq, a predicted model, not a curated record
AUGGGACCCAAACAAGACCCCAAGAAGGCCACCUCCAAUGGCUCUAUGGAGAAGAAAGAGAGAGUUGUGAGGUACAGAGAGUGCAGGAAGAACCACGCCGCCAGCAUCGGUGGCUACGCGGUGGACGGCUGCCGCGAGUUCAUGGCGUCAGGGGAGGCGGGGACGAGCUCUGCCCUCCACUGCGCCGCCUGCAACUGCCACCGGAGCUUCCACAAGAGAGUGGUCGAGACGGAGACCGACUGUGACUGCUCCUCCGUCUCCAGUUCCCGGCGGUGA